ACUUGUGUCCUCUGUAGUUGACAUUUAUUUUACAUGCACACCCUCUUACUCUUUCAAGCUAUUCACUUGAAUCCUUGAAUAUCAUGUGAUUAGGAGGGUUGCUGAGUAAUAGAGAAAGAGAGAGAGAGAAAGAGAGAGAGAGACUCUACAGGUUGAACGCAUUACUUUAAGGUGGACUGUGACACGAUGAAGCUCUGUAUGAUUCUCGUCCUUUUACCGAUUCUGCGAGUGAAUGCUUCCUUUGAUGUCGGGCCCUUGUUCACUACACUGUCUGGCUGCAGUGACUCUGGGAACGAAUCCCAGUUCCUCGUGAGUCUGAAUCAGAAUGAAAUAUUGUAUGAAGAUUUUGAGGCCCAGCAACAGAUCAGCAGAUUGCCUCCGUUUAUCGGCCAACUGGAUCUUCCAGAUUUGUAUGUGACAGCAGUUAAUAACAGAGACAGAUGUCUUCUGAACAUCAAGAGAACGAGAAAACUGGUCGGAAGUCCAGCUGAGUCCGAAGAGCCUCCAGAAGUGAGCAUCUACCCAAAACACAACAUAGAGUCUGGAGUAGAAAAUAACUUCAUCUGCUUUAUGAAGAAUUUCUAUCCUCCACACAUCAAAGUUAACUGGAUGAGGAACGGUGAGUCAGUGACAGAGGGAGUGUACAACAGCCAGCUUUCAAUGAACACAGACGGAACCUUUAAUUCAUUCUCCAUCCUGACGAGUUCUCCGACUGAAGGAGAUGAAUACAGCUGCAUGGUGGAGCAUGAAGCUCUGGACUCACCUCAGACUAGAACAUGGGAUGAACCAGUGGUAAUUCAGAGUGUAACUCCGACGGUGGUGUUUGCAGUGGGAAUUGCUGUUGGAAUACUGGGAUUAGCUAUAGGAAUGUUCUUCGUCAUUAAAGCAUCAUGUUCCUGUUAAACUUUUUAACAGGAUCUGUAUGAACACUGGCAACUGGACUUUUUUCUCUCUUGAAAUUAAUAAGAUUUUUUUUUUAAAAAAACACAACUUGUCAUGUGACCUGUCCUGAAGAGCUUUACCAAAGGCUUUACCUCUGACACUGGAGACUCCUUCCAUAAAUGUUAAAUAAACACAUUUCUCCUUACAGGAAA
Messenger RNA from Neoarius graeffei (lesser salmon catfish), 1094 nucleotides. RefSeq names its product H-2 class II histocompatibility antigen, A-F alpha chain-like. The coding region runs from base 187 to 903 and encodes 238 amino acids. Gene Ontology annotation, biological process: antigen processing and presentation of exogenous peptide antigen via MHC class II; immunoglobulin production involved in immunoglobulin-mediated immune response; positive regulation of T cell activation. Gene Ontology annotation, cellular component: MHC class II protein complex. Lineage: Eukaryota; Metazoa; Chordata; Actinopteri; Siluriformes; Ariidae. Gene Ontology annotation, molecular function: MHC class II protein complex binding. The transcript is spliced from 4 exons. The record is from RefSeq and is a predicted model, not a curated record.